Molecule: messenger RNA, 1422 nt
Organism: Eptesicus fuscus (big brown bat)
Lineage: Eukaryota; Metazoa; Chordata; Mammalia; Chiroptera; Vespertilionidae
Gene: ENPP7
Product: ectonucleotide pyrophosphatase/phosphodiesterase 7
Exons: 5
Coding region: 1-1422 (473 amino acids)
Source: RefSeq, a predicted model, not a curated record
AUGAGCCGCCCGGCCGCCCUCCUGGCCGUGGCCGUGGCCCUGGCCGCCCUCCUCGCUCCGGGGGCGGGGAGGCCCGUCGCCCGGCAGGGCUCCCGGCACAAGCUGCUCCUGGUGUCCUUCGACGGCUUCCGCUGGGACUAUGACCAGGACGUGGACACCCCCAACCUGGACGCCAUGGCGCUGGACGGCGUGAAGGCGCGCUACAUGACCCCCGCCUUCGUCACCAUGACCAGCCCCUGCCACUUCACCCUGGUCACCGGCAAGUACAUCGAGAACCACGGCGUGGUGCACAACAUGUUCUACAACACCAGCAGCAAGCUCAAGCUGCCCUACCACGCCACGCUGGGCGUGCAGCGCUGGUGGGACAACGGCAGCGUGCCCAUCUGGAUCACCGCCCAGAGGCAGGGCCUGAAGGCCGGCUCCUUCUUCUUCCCCGGCGGCAACGUCACCUACCAAGGCACGGCCGUGACGCUGAGCCGCAAGGAGGGCGCCCUGCACAACUACAAGGACGAGGCGGAGUGGAGGGCCAACGUGGACACGGUGAUGCGCUGGCUCACGCAGGAGGGCCUGGACCUGGUCACGCUCUACUUCGGGGAGCCCGACUCCACGGGCCACAGGUUCGGGCCCGAGUCCCCGGAGAGGAAGGCCAUGGUGCGGCAGGUGGACCGGACGGUGGGCUACCUGCGCGACAGCAUCCGGCGCAGCGGCCUGGAGCGCAGCCUCAACCUCGUGGUCACGUCCGACCACGGCAUGAGCACCGUGCAAAAGGCCGGCGACCUGGUGGAGCUCCACCGGUUCCCCAACUUCACCUUCAAGGACGUCGAGUUCGAGCUGCUGGACUACGGCCCCAACGGGAUGCUGCUCCCCAAGGAGGGGCGGCUGGAGCAGGUGUACGCGGCGCUCAGGGACGCGCACCCCCGGCUGCACGUGUACAAGAAGGAGGCCUUCCCCAAGUCCUUCCGCUACGCCGGCCACCCCCGGGUCACGCCGCUGCUCAUGUACAGCGACCCGGGCUACGUCAUUCACGGGAGGCUGAACGUGCAGUUCAACAACGGGGAGCACGGCUUCGACAACGGGGUGCUGGACAUGAAGACCAUCUUCCGGGCCGUGGGCCCCAGCUUCCGGCGGGGCCUGGAGGUGGAGCCCUUCGAGAGCGUCCACGUGUACGAGCUCCUGUGCAAGCUGCUGGGCAUCGUGCCCGAGGCCAACGACGGGGACCCCAGCGUCCUGCUGCCCACGCUCACGUCCGAGGCCGUCGGGGGCCCCAGCACCCCAUCGACCACGCUCACGUCCGAGGCCGUCGGGGGCCCCAGCACCCCAUCGACCACAACCCACUCAGGGUCUGCCCCCCUGCCUGGCGGCUGCCCCCCCUUGAUGACAGGCCUGCUGGUGGCUGCAGUUCUCCUGGCCAAGGUCGCAUAG